Messenger RNA from Brachypodium distachyon (stiff brome), 789 nucleotides. RefSeq lists its product as uncharacterized. Bases 138 to 542 code for a protein of 134 amino acids. Lineage: Eukaryota; Viridiplantae; Streptophyta; Magnoliopsida; Poales; Poaceae. The record is from RefSeq and is a predicted model, not a curated record. The transcript has 2 exons.
UCUCCUUCUCAAUCAGACGGUAAGGAUCCGGCCACGCUCUGCGCCCACCGCGGACUCGAAGUCCGCCGUAUCAGCCGUUCCCGCAUCUGUCGAUCUUCCCCAUCCCGUGUUCCGGCACCCACCACAGCGACCCGACGAUGGCCGCCUCCGCCUCCGGCGCCGGCAAGUCGCUGCUCCAGACCUUCCGCAAAUUCUUCAAGAAGCCGUGGGAGAUCACUGGCCCGUGCUCCUCGCCCGAGUACCGCAGCGCACUCCCGGGCGCCCUCGAAUACCGCCAGACUUGCCCGGCCACCCUGCGCGAGAACUCCCCCAGGGCCGUCAUCCCCACCUCCGACCCGGAGACCGUGUUCGACAUCAAGUACUAUCCGCGCGACGGGCGCCGCAACCGCCCGCCCGUCCGCCGCACCCUCCUUCGCAAGCCCGACCUCGAGCGCUACAUGGCCGCCAAGCAGUUCGAUCCCGCCAAGGACUUCCCCGCUCCCUACGUCAAGACCGCCGUCGAGGAGGACUACGAUGCCGUGGGCGGCGGCUACACGAAGUGAUCCAGGUCAUGUGGCACAGUCCAUCGAAAGCUGCACUGUCUUCAGUUCUGCUCUUUCUUUGAAGAUCCUUUUGCUUUUGUUUUCAGAUAAAAAAAUUCUGGUUGUAAACGAUGAUGACGGCAAUAAUAUGGCACUUAUGGAGUAAACCGAAUGCACCCACCUUGUAAGUUGUGUUCCAAAGUUGAACAACCUGAAUACUGAUAUGUGCUUUAAUUAAAUUGUGGAAAACUUGAAUUUUCUGCUAGAA